This is a messenger RNA of Meloidogyne enterolobii, 1446 nucleotides long. The record is from the annotation of a GenBank genome assembly. Lineage: Eukaryota; Metazoa; Nematoda; Chromadorea; Rhabditida; Meloidogynidae.
AUGACAGCUAAUUUAUAUUGUGGAACUGCUUAUAGAUCUGUAGCCUUCGGCACUUGGUCGGUAGGGGAUGCUUCUCGGCAUUUUGAGGAAAAGAAAAAAUGCCGUUCAAGUGGGGGAGGUGAAGGGAUAAAUUUGAUAAAAAGGUAGUUUAUAGAAAAUAAGCUAUAAAAAAUUAAGGAGCUUCAGGAGCUCCCUGGGUUUCCGGGUUAGAACCUCGAAAACCUGGAAACUCCUAAAACCCGGAUUUUUUCAAAAUACCUGGUUGCCUCGCUACGAGACUUGAAAACAACCCAGUCCUAGGACAGGUUCCGACAUCUACCCUUAGUCGUAUUUACCAGAGGUGUACUCGUCGUCAUACCCCUCGUUAUUUAUAUGCUUAAGGGUUCUUUUUGGGGGUAGUUCAGUUGCCUACUUCACUUAUCCUCUCCCUUUCCUUAAUUUUAUUUUUAUAUUUUUUGGCCUUUCUUCUGGAAGAGUUCCUUACAUCCCACAAACAAUCCUUGCCCUUCUACUUUAUAAAAAUUAAAAAAAAGUUUGUUUGGAAUUUUACUUUACGAUUUUGAAUUUUAACACAUUUAGGCAGGUAUAAAAAUAAAAAUAAGCCUUGAACAUGAAAAAAGAAAAUUUUUUCGUUAUUUUAUAAUUAAUGACUCUUCAAGGUGUUUCUUGCUUAUUUUUACUUAUUCUCCUUCCUUAUAAUUUUUAUUUUAUUUUUUUUUCUAGCCAACUGUGUAAUUGCCAGAUUUAUUUAUAAAUAAAACUCCUUCUCCUCUUUAAAUGAUUUUGUUUUUUUUUCUUCAAUAAAAAUCUAACUGCAAGGGGGAGAGGGGGGGGGGAGAAUAUUUGUUGGACUUGAAAUUAUAUUUUUUUAAAAAAAGUUUUUUGUCAUCUCUCUUAUUUCUUUUCAAAUAUCCUUUCAAGUUGUCCUCAUUUUUAUACACCCAUAACCGCCCACAUUUUUUGUCAAAAAAUAAUUUUAUUUGUUACAUAUCCAAAAAUAAAUAAAUAUUUAUUUACUUUUAACGGGCUUCUAAAUUCACUGAAAAAAUCGUUCCUUAUAAUGAGGUGUAUGUUAAAUAGAGGGUACCCUAAAUUGAGAGUAUUGCUUAGACUGCUCCUCCACCCAGUGAUCAACCAGAAAGGUUAAAUUCAGCAAAACCUCGCUUGUAAAUACACCCUAAAAUUCGUACUUUAUAACAAGGUGUAUGUUAAAUAGAGGGUAUUGCUUGCUUAAAUAGAGGGGACAGCUACCCCACUAAGGGGUCUGCCAGAUUUAAAAACGUAUCUUACAAUGAGGCUUUCAUAAUUUUAGGUGUAUCUUAUAAUGGGGGUUACCUUGUAUUGGGGGUAUUUUAUAGGGAGGUUUUCUCUGUAUUGGGGGUAUCUUAUAGGGAGGUUUUCCUUGUAUUGAGGAUAUCUUAUAACGGGGGUUUUCCUAAUUUUGGG